CACACAGCGGGUGAUCUUUCGUGGCUGCGCGCGAGCUCCAGUCUCCAUUGCGCGCGAGCUCCAGUCUCCAUUGCGCUCGAGCGCCGUUUGUUUUGCCGCGUUUUUUUCCUUCUCUAUAUGAAGCAGAGCAUCAGCAGUGCGCAACAGCACAUCACACACAUCCACACACACACACAUACACACACACACAUACACACGCUUUACAGCCGCCCUGUUAAACGCGGAACAGAAUGAGGGAGUAAGUGUGGAGCAGAGCUCAGGUGGAAACAUGGUCAGUAGGUUUAAAUGAACUAACAGAGGAAGAAAAGAGGACGCGAGUCAAAACCAGGUGACGGGAAUUUUCUAACCGUCGCAUGGGGGCCAUGAGCUGCGCGGACACCGCCGCCACCAAACUGUUGAGCUUCAACCAACGUUCUGCCUCAGAAGACCUGGGCUGCAGGCGGGGCGAGUUCAGCCGGAAGCACUAUGGAUCAGUGGAACUGCUGAUCUCCAGCGACGCCGACGGAGCCAUACAGAGAGCCGGGAGGUUCAGAGUGGAGAACGGUUCGUUAGAUGAGACGGCGGACUACACCCCAGGAACCUGGAGGAGAACGGAUGUCCAUCUGGAGAACCCAGAAUACCACACCAGAUGGUUCUUCAAGUACUUCCUGGGAAAAGUGCAUCAAAACUACGUCGGCAUGGACGCGGAGAAGAACCCGUUCUACUUAUCUGUGGUUCUGUCAGACCAGAACAACCAGAGGGUUCCACAGUAUAGAGCCAUUCUCUGGUGCAAAACGGGUACACUCAAGAUUAGCCUUCCCUACAGCCCUACAAAAACAUUAUCAGUCAAAUCCAUAUUAAGUGCCAUGAACAUGGAGCGCUUUGAGAGGGGACCUAGAGAAAUCCUCAACCCAGAGAUCCAAAAGGACUUGCUGGUGCUAGAGGAACAAGAGGGCAGCGUAAACUUCAAAUUUGGAGUACUCUAUGCCAAAGAUGGUCAGCUGACAGAUGAUGAAAUGUUCAGUAAUGAGACCGGAAGUGAGAACUUUGAUAAGUUUUUGAAUCUCCUUGGUGACACCAUCUGUCUGCAAGGCUGGGCUGGAUACAGAGGAGGCCUGGAUACUAAGAAUGACACUACAGGAAUAAAUUCCAUCUACACAGUUUAUCAGGGUCAUGAGCUUAUGUUCCACGUAUCCACCAUGCUACCGUACUCAAAGGAGAAUAAACAGCAGGUGGAGAGGAAGAGACACAUCGGGAACGACAUCGUCACAAUCGUAUUCCAGGAGGGGGACGAUGCCUCGCCGUCUUUCAAGCCCUCCAUGAUCCGAUCCCACUUCACUCAUAUUUUUGCCUUAGUUAGAUAUAACAGUCAGAACGACAGCUAUAGGUUGAAGAUCUUCUCAGAAGAGAGCGUGCCGUUAUUUGGUCCACCCCUACCUUCCCCACCUGUAUUCACAGACCACCAAGAGUUCAGGGACCUCCUACUAGUCAAACUAAUAAAUGGAGAGAAAGCCACUCUCGAGACGCCCACAUUUGCUCAGAAACGUCAGAGAACUCUAGACAUGCUGAUCAGAUCUCUGUACCAAGACCUCAUGCCAGACCUGCACAAGGUUCCCUUCUCUCCACAGAACAUGCUGAAUCGACGCUCCUUCAGCGACGUGCUGCCCGAAUCACCCAAGUCCGCUCGCAAGAAGGAGGAGGCGCGUCAGGCCGAAUUUGUCCGGAUAGGACAGGCACUGAAAUUGAAGACUAUAGUGAGAGGGGACGCGCCUACGAGUCUAGUCAACACUGGUCUCUGCAGGAAGGAGCCAUGGGAGUCUCAGUCGUUCUGCAGUAGCUUCGCACAUGACAUCGUCUGCGGGGAUUCCUGGGGUCAGUCAUUACUGGUGGCCACCGAAUCAGCAGGAGUCAUGCUGUUAGAAGCUUCAGAUCCUUUGCUUUCAAAUGCAGACUCCCCCUCCCUGCCUCCAGUGCAAGUGAUCGACAAGACUCUGACCGUCAAGCAGAUGCACGUACUCGAACCUCAGGAUCUUCUCAUCAUCAGGGCGGAUAAAGGAAAGGAUGCCCGUCUUUACGUGUACAAACUGAGUGCCCUUAAACAAGGCAUAGAGGAGAGGCAACUGGUCCGGACCAAAUGCGACAGCAGAGAGAACAAGCUGGAGAAAACCAAAGGCUGCCAUCUGUACUCCAUAAACACACACCACGGGCUGGAGCUUCGCAUCGUGGCAGCAAUUAGGAACAAGCUCCUUCUUAUAACCAGAAAACAUCCUCGCCUGGACUGCCUCAGUUCUGUCAGCACGAGCACUGGGACCGGGGAGUCACCAGUGGAAGAGUUCCAGUACAUCAGGGAGAUCUGCCUGUGCGACUCUCCGGUCGUCAUGGCACUGGUCGACGGACCGACCGGAGAGAACGAUCACAUGAUCUGCGUGGCCUACAGACACCAGUUUGACCUGAUCAACGAGAGCACGGGGGACGCAUACAGACUGCACCAUGUAGAGUCCAACCGGGUAAACUUUGUAGCGGCUAUAGACGUAUACGAAGACGGAGAGGCCGGGAUACUGCUUUGCUACAACAACCUGUGCGCCUAUAAGAAGGUGUGUCCGUUUAACGGGGCCACACCCAUGAUCCAGCCCAACUCCUCAGACUUUCUCUUCAGCUGGAAUCAAAUGCCCAACGGCAUCGUGUGCGCAUUCCCCUACAUUCUGGCCUUUACUACUGACUCUAUAGAGAUCAGACUGGUGGUAAAUGGAAAUCUGGUUUACACCGCUGUUGUUCCCGAGCUCCAGCUUAUAGCCUCUAGGUCUGACAUUUACUUCAUAUCGUCGGCGCCCGUGAAUUCCGCCUCCAACAGCAGCUCCAGAGACACCAGCUCGCAGAGCUCUCCGCAAACGCCCACAGGUUUCGAGAUGCCCAUGUUUCCCUCACCCCUGGGAGAUGGUGACGCUCCCUCCAAACACAUCUAUAAGAUCCCACUCUGUAACUUGGUAGGGCGAAGCAUAGAGAGGCCUCUCAAAUCACCGCUGGUCAACAAGGUGCUCACGGCCGCGGCUCCAGGCCUGAUAGGCUCCGCGCCUACGAUCUCAAGCACGCCCUCCCUCUCACUUUCUCGCAUGGAGAUCAAAGAGAUCGCCAGUCGAACAAGGAAAGAACUGCUCGGUUUGACCGAAGAGCCCAGCAGUAAAGCAGACAGCAGCGCCAACAGACAGAGGAAGACGAGCAAGAAAACAACAAAGGAGGAAGAGAAGAGAAGACCAGCAGGGAUCACAAGCACCGAGCAAGUCGGCCUGGAGUGCGUAGACGGCGACAUCGACAUCCAGCGGCAUUGCUCCUCGGGCUCGGAGACAGAGCCUCCAGAGAACAGUCCGCCCCUGACCAGCACUUUAACGCUCUCUGCAUCCUUCGAGGAGGACAUCCUAGACCUGAAAUGACGACAAUCCCUCAUCGUAGCCCUUCCUCAACCCCAUUUUUUUUAUAUUAUGUUUUUUUUGUACUUUUGUAUUUGUCCUCAUACGCGGUACGUGAUCGAUUCCCACAGCUUUGCACUUGAUCGAGUUUACAUCUCUCAGUGUGAUUACCGUUUUAAAAUGCACCGUGUGUGUGUGUGUGUGUGUGUGUGUGUCCGUGCGUCUUGUUCAGUGAGACUCCAGCUAAAACAUAACAUGAUGUGACUGAAGGAAUUUGUGCACAAUAUGUUUAUUCCAGAUUAUUAUUACGUCCGAGGAGAAAAAAGAAACUGUGCAUCUCAGGAUGUGGCUGCACACGUGAAGAUAAUGUAUAGAGAAAAGUCUAAUCAAAUAUUAAAUCUAGAGAAAUGUA
This is a messenger RNA of Trichomycterus rosablanca, 3795 nucleotides long. It is a transcript of the gene garnl3, whose product is annotated as GTPase activating Rap/RanGAP domain like 3. The transcript is spliced from 30 exons. Gene Ontology annotation, molecular function: GTPase activator activity. Bases 354 to 3407 code for a protein of 1017 amino acids. Lineage: Eukaryota; Metazoa; Chordata; Actinopteri; Siluriformes; Trichomycteridae. Gene Ontology annotation, cellular component: cytoplasm. Gene Ontology annotation, biological process: regulation of small GTPase mediated signal transduction; activation of GTPase activity. The record is from RefSeq and is a predicted model, not a curated record.